Molecule: messenger RNA, 2290 nt
Organism: Ascoidea rubescens DSM 1968
Lineage: Eukaryota; Fungi; Ascomycota; Saccharomycetes; Ascoideales; Ascoideaceae
Gene: BPL1
Product: biotin--[acetyl-CoA-carboxylase] ligase BPL1
Exons: 1
Coding region: 71-2134 (687 amino acids)
Biological process (GO): protein modification process
Cellular component (GO): cytoplasm
Molecular function (GO): biotin--[biotin carboxyl-carrier protein] ligase activity
Source: RefSeq, a predicted model, not a curated record
GCCACUUCUGCUGCUUUUAUCUUGCUUCUCGUCUUGCUUCUCACACACAACACACAGCUUCUCCUUCAGAAUGAACGUUCUUAUCUACAGUGGUGCUGGCACCACUCCUGAGUCUGUUAAACACUGUUUAGAAACUCUUAGAAACUUUCUCUCUCCCUACUAUGCUGUUACUGCUGUUACUGCAAAGACUAUCAUCGAAGAGCCAUGGCCUGAGAAAACUUCGUUAUUGGUGUUCCCUGGUGGUCAAGAUCAACCAAGUUGUCGUGAGCUCAAUGGCCCUGGAAACAAGAAAAUUAUGCAGUAUAUUAAAAAAGGAGGUAAGUAUCUAGGUUUCUGUGCUGGUGCUUACUAUGCUUCCUCGAGAUGCGAGUUCGCUGUUGGUGAUCCUGUUCUAGAGGUGUCUGGUCCAAGAGAAUUGAGGUUUUUCUCUGAUAUAGCAAGAGGUCCUGCCUUUCCUGGUUUUGCUUAUCAUUCUGAAGCAGGAGCUAAAGCUUGUGAAGUUCUAAUCAACAAAAAUUCUCUAGAUGGUAUUGAGAUUGACAGCUGUAUAACCUAUUUUAAUGGUGGUCCAGUUUUUGUAAAUGCUGAUAAGUAUCCAGAUACUGUUGAAAUUCUAUCUACAUAUAAAGAUGAUUUAAAUGUGUCCUGUGGAAAAAAUAACGUUAAAGCUGCUUCUAUUUUGUGCAAAGUAGGUAAUGGUAAGGCCUUGUUAUUUGGUAAUCAUCCAGAAUUCAAUCCUGUUUUAAUGAAGGCGACAAAAGAAAUGGAGGAAUCCAUUCAUGAUAUAAUCGAAAUCUUAAUUAAAAAUUCAAAAAAUAGACUCAUCUAUUUAAGACAUUGUUUAGAAAAAUUGGGUUUACAAGUCAAUAAAAUUUCCACCGUUAAUAUUCCAAGAUUAACACCAAUUAUUUUGGUCUCAAAUAAAGAAAAUGUAGUUUCUAAUUUAGUUUCAACUUUGGAAAAAAAUAUUGAAAAUAAAAGUGAAGAAAAUGACAAAACAGUCUUUUAUGGUAUCCAAGAUACCUUUAGACUUCAUCAUGCAGAUCAAGAUUCCUUAAACCAUUUUCUUACUAAACCCCAUGAAGAAUAUGAAGAUGCUGCUACUGCUUUAAAAGAAGUUGAAUAUUUUACUGAUAUCCUACCAAAUUACAGAAAGACUCCUUAUUUUAACAUCAUUUCUUUUUUUAAAUUCUUAGAAACCAAUUGGAAAAAUGUUGGCCAAUCUUGCGGAAGUUUUGGUUCUACUCUACUAUAUGCUGAAGUUAUCACAUCAACUUCUUCAAUUCUAGAUAAAAAUACCAAUAUACUAAAAUACUUGCCUGAAGGUACUUUAGCUGUUGGAACCACUCAAGUCGCUGGUCGUGGAAGAGGUGGAAACGUUUGGGUUAAUCCCCCUGGUGUUAUGGCUGCCUCUUCAACUUUAAAAAUCCCAAUUGCAAAUAACAGAAUAUCUCCAAUUGUUUUUGUUCAAUAUAUAGUGUCUUUGGCUGUUGUGAAAGCAAUUAAAUCUUAUGGUGGAACUGAAAACUCCGGUUAUAGUGAAAUUCCUGUCAAAAUUAAAUGGCCAAAUGAUGUUUACAUUUUAAAACCAGAAUACUUUGAAACAAGAACAAAAUAUGAAAAUAUCACUGUUAGUAACAUUGAUCCAGUGUAUGCAAAAAUUUGUGGUAUUUUAAUCAAUACAAAUGUUAUUGACAAAGAUUUUGUGCUUGUUGCUGGAACUGGUGUAAACGUAUUUAACGCUGCUCCAACCACAUCAUUGAAUUUAGUUCUUAAAAAGUUGAAUGAACUUAGAAAAUCUCAAGGAAAGGAUGAACUACCCCCAUUUACAAUUGAGAAGUUUUUAGCAAGAUACAUGUUUUUUUUUGAAAAGAUAUUUAGAGUUUUCCUUGUCUCAGGCUUCCAAAGUUUUCUUUCUGAAUAUUACGAUGCUUGGUUGCAUUCAGAUCAAGAAGUUACCUUAACCACUCAUGGAAAUGUUAAAGCGAGAAUAUCUGGAAUAACACCAGACUGGGGAAUGCUUAUUGCUGAAGAGGUAGAUAAAAAUGGGUUAAGAACUGGUAAAAGAUAUGAAUUGCAACCUGAUGGUAACUCUUUUGAUAUGUUUAAAGGUUUGAUUCUGAAAAAGUAUUAGCCUGUUUUUGUGUAUUUUAUCUUAAUAGUUAUUUUCAUAGUUUUUCUAUCUAUAUCAAGAUUUAUCUCAAAAUAUCAUUUAUUAAAGAAUUUAAUAUUAUUUAUAUAUUGUAUAUAUUAGAAAACCUGCAUAAAAACUUUUCUUUUGAAUUAAAUU